AUGGGUGUUAAUAAGACUAUCUUGAAGGAAGGUACUGGUGCCACUCCCAAUGUCGGAGACACUGUCACCAUUCAGUACACCGGAUGGUUGAAGGAUGAGGCCAAGGGAACUACUCUCGAUGAGAAAAAGGUUACCCCACCAUUCGAUUCUUCUGUUGGCCGCGGUGCCUUCGUUGUUCAAAUCGGUGUUGGUCAAGUCAUUAAGGGCUGGGACGAGGGUGUUACCACCAUGAAGGUCGGUGAGAAGGCUACUCUGGACAUUACACCUGAUUACGCCUAUGGUGCCCGUGGUUUCCCCCCUGUCAUCCCAGCUCACUCGACUCUUCUCUUUGACGUUGAGCUUCAGAAGAUCAACUAA
Molecule: messenger RNA, 357 nt
Organism: Sclerotinia borealis F-4128
Lineage: Eukaryota; Fungi; Ascomycota; Leotiomycetes; Helotiales; Sclerotiniaceae
Source: the annotation of a GenBank genome assembly